Messenger RNA from Parnassius mnemosyne (clouded apollo), 318 nucleotides. The record is from the annotation of a GenBank genome assembly. Lineage: Eukaryota; Metazoa; Arthropoda; Insecta; Lepidoptera; Papilionidae.
AUGCCUGGUUCUCGGCGCCAUAUGGAUGUGGAAACAGAAACAAGAGCAGUGUUUAUGCUUCAGGAGGGAGAAUCUCAGAGAUCAGUGGCAAGACGUCUUGCUGUGUCGCGACGAGCUAUUCGAAACGCGUGGGAACGCUUUCUAGAGACAGGUAGUGUCGCGAGGAGAUCUGGAUCAGGAAGAGCGCGAGCUACAACCGUCCAGGAAGACCGGCGCGUCGAGAGCGUACGAUUCCCGCCCGCGUCUUACAAAAUCGACUGCGGCAAUCGAGUGGCACACGAAUUAGUAAUCAAACCAUUCGAAAUGGGCUCCAUGUAG